AUUUUGGGCUGCAUCUUCCGCCAUGACCCGCGUGGCAGCUUGCCAGCCAUCGCUCCAAAAGCGCCGCGCGCAAAGCUCCAAAAGCCGCUGGGAGUCGAAUAAGAAGACUCCAAUUUUGAACGAGGCCAUCGCCUCCUUGUUGCGUGCUCGCUCCGUGCCUGCGCUCGGAAGGGAGCACGGCAUCGUUUCGCCCAUGUCUCCGCGCAGUCCAUGCGACACUGAGCCCAGGUGGCAAAAACAUGCCUCACGAUUGAAGCAAAUGCUUGCGGAGACAGACUGCGAGCUGGUCGCGGAGAAUACGUUCAUCUCUGUGUCUCCCAACGGGGAAUGCAAGACGCAGUCGCAUCGCAGCCGCAGCAUGCCCGCUGAGGUGGACGAUGGUCGUGACAAGCGUGCAGCACGCAGCGGGACAGCCACGCCAGAACCCUGGGAGCGUGUGGAGUCGCAGGACCAGAGCUUCACCCCCUAUGCACAGGAAGGGCAUGGCUUUCCCAUGCAGGGCGUACACUGCGUGCAACUGACCACGUCGGACUCAAGUGAUCUCGUGCGUUGGUUGAUGGAGAACGCUGUGAGUUCUGCCACGCGCAUUGCUGCACUGGAGGAGCGUGUGGCCCAUUUGGAGCUUUUGAAUACUCAACUUCAUGCGGCGGCCUAUCUUCACAACUGGAGAGAUCAUCACUGAUCGGCAGUGCAAGGCAAGAGCUGGCGAAUGAGCAGCGGCCAGCCGCUGAGUUACAGCAGCCUAGUUACAGCAGCCUGAAUACUCUCGAGUGCGUGGAAAUUGUCAUUUG
Molecule: messenger RNA, 791 nt
Organism: Cladocopium goreaui
Lineage: Eukaryota; Dinophyceae; Suessiales; Symbiodiniaceae
Source: the annotation of a GenBank genome assembly